GUCGUCAAGGGCGCCUGGUCCAAGGCCGAGGACGACCGCCUGCUGCGUCUCGUCGAGGAGCACGGCGCCGAGCGCUGGGUCAUCAUCGCGCAGCACAUGGGCAGCCGCAGCGGCAAGCAGUGCCGCGAGCGCUGGCACAACCACGUCGACCCGUGCAUCCUGCGCAAGCCCUUCACGCCCGAGGAGGACGCCAUCAUCAUCGCCCUCUACAACCAGAUCGGCUCGAAGUGGGCCGAGAUGAGCAAGCGCCUCAAGGGCCGCCCGGACAACUCGAUCAAGAACCACUUCAACACGACGCUCAGCCGCCGC
Molecule: messenger RNA, 309 nt
Organism: Tilletiopsis washingtonensis
Lineage: Eukaryota; Fungi; Basidiomycota; Exobasidiomycetes; Entylomatales
Product: C-Myb R2r3
Exons: 1
Biological process (GO): positive regulation of transcription by RNA polymerase II; mitotic cell cycle
Cellular component (GO): nucleus
Molecular function (GO): RNA polymerase II cis-regulatory region sequence-specific DNA binding; DNA-binding transcription factor activity, RNA polymerase II-specific
Source: RefSeq, a predicted model, not a curated record